Messenger RNA from Ictalurus furcatus (blue catfish), 4411 nucleotides. RefSeq names its product prion protein, related sequence 3 (gene prnprs3). Bases 127 to 1653 code for a protein of 508 amino acids. The record is from RefSeq and is a predicted model, not a curated record. The transcript has 2 exons. Gene Ontology annotation, biological process: protein homooligomerization. Gene Ontology annotation, cellular component: membrane. NCBI's taxonomy places the organism in Eukaryota, Metazoa, Chordata, Actinopteri, Siluriformes, Ictaluridae.
UCGGAGAAUCGAUACUUUUAGGAUUCGCAUCGCAGACUCUACCCGAGCGUUCUAGUUGUUGUUCGGUGAACAAGCGUCGUACAGUGCCAGCAACCUCUCGGGUGAAUAUAGAGCAUACAGAACGAGAUGAAUCGUGUUGCAGUGUGGUUGGUGUGUCUGGCUUUGGUGGUGAGUGCGAUGGCCAGACGAGGAGGCGGUGGAUUUAAAGGGGGUUUCAGCUUCGGGAAGGGCAGUAGCACGGGCAGUAAAGGGACCAGCACGGGAAACAGAGGAGGCAGUAAAACCAGAGGGUCCUCGACUGGAGGAACACACUCCCAACCAGCCAAUUAUCCUCGCCAGCCUCAAGUACCUAACCAAAACCCUCCACCAUAUCCUGGCACUGGUGGAGGACAUGCAGGCUCUUUUCCAGGCAGAGGGGGCACUGGAGGCAAUCCAGGCCAGGGGGGCUAUCCAGGUCAAGGACGCUAUCCAGGUCAAGGGUCAUAUCCAGGUCAAGGGUCAUAUCCAGGUCAAGGAUCAUACCCAGGGGCUGGGUCAUAUCCCAACAGUUACCCAGGAAGGGGUGGAGCGUUCCCUUAUCCUCAAGGUGGGUCUUACCCUGGGUACCCAGUCCGAGGAGCAUCCUAUCCUGGUUCUAAUCCCAACCAGUAUGGUGGUGCAGGAGGAUAUCCUGGAGCAGCACAAUACCCCUACUGGAACCCCAACAAUAAAAUCAUCAGCCCUCGUUAUGGUGGUAACUAUGGAUAUCGUGGUUAUGGAUCAUAUGGAGCAGGAGGUUCUCCUUUCGCCCAGUCUGUGCACAAUAUGGGCAUGGGGCCCUCUCUCCAAUCAAAAGGGUUUGGUAAGCAGGCGCUGAUGGCUGCAGGAGUUGGAGCUAUGGCUGGCAUGGCAGUAGGUUAUGGCCUGGGCAGUUUUCCACGCCCACACUUCUCGUUUCACAACCCACAAGAAGAAUAUUAUUAUAACCACUACAUGUCCCGGCGCUAUGGUACCAGACCUGACAGUAACAAAGACCCCAACUCUCCAGGUACAGGGCCAGGUGACUCUGGAUCAAGUUCAACAAACAUCUUUCAAAAUCUUCCACCGAACUCACAUGACAAGUACAUGGACAGUUGUAUGAAGAGGACAGAUUUGUUGCGAGACUUAGAGGGCAGAAAUAAGAGAGCUGCUGAAGACUCAUGGCCACAGGAGGUAGAGGAUAGUGAAAAGAGUCUGAACGAAGAUGAUCUAAAUGAGCCCCUGGGUGGGAAACCAGUUGGGGAAGCAGAGUCUCAAGGAUCAGACCUCAUUACAGGAAAUGAAAACACUGGGGAAGGAAAUAAAACUAGCAAUGCCACGGAUAACCCUCUGCCAUUUGCUGAAAAGCUUACUGGUGGUACAGAGCCACCCACUGAACCUCAGGAGAAGAUGAAUGAGGAAGAAGAAAAAGAUGAUGAUGAUGAUGAUGCUACUGUAAGCAUAUUGGAAAUCGGCUAUCCUACACUGAUCGAACAGCUGAAAUUUCGACGCUGUCUUGAGCUGUACGUGGUUUACGCUGAGCAUCACGCUGAGAAACAGGUUCUAGUGGGCAUUGAUGAUAGUGCUGGUGAACAGCUCAUGCCACUUGGGCUCAUAGUCAUCUCUCUGCUUAUGAACUCCCUGUUAUUCUACUGAACCUACUGAGCUUUUCUGAGACCAUGUACACCUGCUUUAGUCAUGGUAAGGCAUAUCAAGUGAGUUACAAGAGAGGGAAAAAAACAUCCAGACAGUGAGUUGAGAAUAUAAUGAUGAUCUGGUGAUAUACAGCCUUAGUCUUGGCUAAUUCUAAAAAGCAAGGAAUGCAUAUUUCAGAAUAUUUCAGAAUAAUUAAUGAUUUCUGCCUCAAACAUUACUGUUGUUAUAAAUUAUAUUGACUCAGAAAAACCCAGAGGACAUUAGCUGUUAAUGGCUGUUGCUGAAGCUAAACCAGGAUUGCAUUCGUCUACAUGGGUCACGCAAUCAGUGACUCUCAUGAUUGUCGUUACACUGAGUGAAAUUUGUCUUAUCAUGAUCUCACUGCAUGAGUGUAUAUAAUACUGCACCCCUCAGUCCUCAAGAGGUUGCAUCAUUUCUGCAAACAAAGAUAAACAUCACCUUUUAUUUAUUUCCUGCUGAUUUAUAGGCAUCACAUGCACAACCUGGACACAUGCUGCUUAUUUAAUCUUUUCAUAUCUUUAGGUCAGUGACUUUACUGCUUGUGGUACUAUAGAAAUUACACUAGGCCUCGUUUAUCAAUUCUACACGUGCUCCUGAGUGUGUGUGUGUAAAUUUACACAAGUCUAACUAAUAUUAGACUAACGUCACAUUUCCAUGGAUUGCUGCACGCGUAUGUCGGGAUUACGUCAAGUUUAAAUAGCUUCGUUUUAUUGCAUAUCACAUGAUCAUGCAGUGAACAAACGACACCGCUGAUAAAGAUUACGGUCAUGACGGAGGAUAUUUAAAUGUAAUGUUUAUUUAUUUUGGGAGGCUAAGUAUUGGCUUAUAAAUUGGUCCCGCUUUUAACGCUGUGCAACUAGAGAUGAAACGCUUACCGGUUUCACGAUAAAAUUCCCCGACAGUUAGUAUUACCGUGUUGCAUUUUAAUUAUAAUUAAAACCGUGCGCGAUUAUCGUGAUUUGUAAAAUUCAUGGUAAAUGCUGUCCACACACACCCAGCAUGAGUCUGACGCAAAUCCGAAGUGUGGUCAUAUUUUGGGUUUUAUAAAAUUGCUGAAUUGCUGUUUCAUUUUUAUUCUUAAUGAAAAACAACAACAACAACAAAACAGUCCAAUGACAAACUCGCUUAUGUUAAACCAAAUGUUCCACCAGGAAGAGUGAGGCAAGCGGACUGACAGCAAGUGAGGCAAGCUGACUGACAGGAAGAGUGAGGCAAGCUGACUGACAAGACAAUGGUGGAACAUUUGGUUUAAUAUAAGCAAGUUUGAACAAGUAAAUGAAAUCUGACUCCUGCUGAUCUGUGACUCAUUCGGCUCAUGCUGAAUUGAGCAGACGUGUUCAGUUUUAAUUGUAGUGUCCGUUCUGUAACUGAACGAAAUGAUUUUUAUUACUAUAAAAAAGCAAAACGACAGUGGGGGCGGUGCCGCGGUGGGCGAGUGACGUAAUCGGUGUGCGUGUAACACCAGGAACAACGACUACCACAGCAAGCUUAGUGAUAACCAUGCAUCACUUUAUAGUCAAUCAUAAAACCUGUUAAAUGAUUUCAGUGUGUCUAUCAGUACUUUUUGUACAUUUUCAGCACAUUUUAACAAUACCAUGAUAGUUUUGGUCACGAUAAUCAUGAUAUGAAAUUUUCAUACCGUUACAUCUCUAUGUGCAAUCUUCCAGCACUUCGGCUGAGACACGUAUAACAAUUUAAACCGAGCAGUUUCCCUGUGUGAUGAGCUGGUGUGCAUGAUUACUUGGAUACAGUGUACAGUUUUUUUUCCCCCUCUGUUUUCAUUUGACACCAUUUUCUUGUCAUCUCACUUAAUUCAGACCUAAUUGACCUUUUCUAUUAUGGCAAUGUUUUUUUCAUUGGUAUAGAAGUGAGGCAAAAUGGCUUCCAAUUCUACCUUUCUGCCUUUUCGUAACCGAACCAUUUUGUGAUUUCAUAGUUUUGUGGGCAUCAUGACAAUGAUCUUUGCACUCUGUGCUCAACAUGUGUAUGGGACAAGGAAAAAAACUCAACUUUUCAGAAACUUUUGUAAAUCUUGUGGAACAUUUACACACAACUCUUUACUAAAAGAUUUAUAAAUGAGGCCCAGUGUCUUUUAUGUAGUGGAUUUGUGUUUAGUGGAUUUACUGUUUACUUUGUAAAUAGCUCAGUGAUGGCAUCUAUGACUAACGAGUAAAGUAGUCUGAAGACGAUAGAAAUGAUAACAUUUUAAAGAUUCAGUAGGCUAUAUGAAUGUACAUUUAGUUCGCUGUACUGUUUUGAAGGUUUUUUAAAAUAAAAUCUCCAGACUGAGAAAUUAUUUUUGAAGUGUUUAGUUUUAGAUGUGCUUUUAAUAUGUGACUUUAUUUAUGCUUUGUAGUAAGACUUGAGUUGACUUUUUUUUUUUUGGUCACAUUUAAAUUUAAUCAUUAUAGUUUAGACACAAACACUAAAUACUCCCUAUAAGUGAACCUCUGAAAUCAUUUGCACUACAGUAUUUACAGUUCAACUUAAAUACGUACAUAACCCACCAUGUGUGCUUGGUAAAUGGUUUUGUGAAGGGCACGAUGAUUGCAUUUUGCUUUUUGAUGCAUUGUAACAGAUACUGGAAAUGUGGCUGUUUUUUAUCUAUUUCUGAAGACUGCACUAACAUACAAAUUAUUGUACCCUGUACUCAUGGUUUUGUAAUACUUUUAACACAUAAUUGUCAAUAUUUCUCUAUCCAUGCUUAAUCUCAAAUUAAACGCUGUGUUUCACCGUC